UUUUAUUCAUCUACUCAAGUCAUAUUCUUCCUCAUAUUAUGCCCUUAAAAUGAAAUCGUAUGAAAGAAUUUUAGUUUAUUACUUUUGCUCUUAUUCUAGUAAAAGACUAAUGCUGGAAUAGUUGACAGUUUCUGCAGGGUACAGCCUGCUCAUUAUGUAUUAAGGCUUGGCUUGAAAACGGAAAAUUAAAUGGGUGGGUAAAAGUGUUAAAUUCAAGGAACCACUGGUUGAGAACAGCUGAAGGAAAGAUGCAUUUCAGUUUUUGUGUGGGUGAAACAAUUGUUUUUCUGUAGGUCCUAAUCUGAAAUAAUUGUGGUCACAGACAUUAUUGUUGGUGAAAUUUGCUGAUACCAUUGUGAUCCGCGGUUGUAUUAUGGUUUAACAUUUACUAAUUAUGUAACUACGGCUUUAAUGGGAUACCUUGUACAGCUGAAAAUUUGUCUUUAUUUUAAUUCUGACAUGGUCCUAAAGCAUAAUGAUGUUUUUAAAUUAUGACAUAGUAGUGUCGUAUUACUUUUAGCGGGCUACUUUAAAAGUUCCCUAGUUGCAGAAACAGUAUCCCGGCCAUGUUGGAACCCAGCUGCCAGGCCGAAUCAUAUCAAGACACACCAUUUUCACCUGAGAGCGGAAACGGCAGUGAUGCACCAAUGAUUUGACGUCAAAGUCUGGCUCUUUAAUAAGUUUCUCAGUCCGUUUCGUGUUUCCAUUCAUGCCUGCUCAGAGCGUAAGAACAGCUUAACAACGUCGUAUAACGACGCGACGCCGCGUUACGUGCGACUCGGUCUUUGUUACAGACUCCACCUCUUUCACGUGAACGCGCGUUAAGCCGAAUUAGAAAAUCCUGGGUUAACAAAGCUUGUCGAUAUACCGACCCGGUGACAACGGUCAUCAUUUCUCGGUUCCGUCUCCUGGGCAACUGUUUAACAACAAGACUGAUCGCGGGUCGAACCGUGGCGCCGACCCGGCUCGGUUUCGCAGCAUCUUUCUGCAGCGGAUUACGAUUUGAUUACUAAAUCUAGCAUUGAAACAUCUCGGAUAAGUGCGCGCGCUCGCUCCGCCGCACAGGGGAGAGCAGUCGCACGUCGAGACCCGGAUCACGAUGAUGAUGAUGAUGAUGAACGCAGACAGAGAUUACCAGAUGAAUAAAAAGCAGGAGAGGGCUCAUUUCUUCAGCUCCAAGGAGCAAGAACUUAUUUUAAAGUUGUAUGAAGAAGAGCGAGAGAUCUUAACAGCCAAAUCCAACACAACCAGCGCCUCCAAGCUGAGGGAGGAAGCCUGGCAGAGGAUUGCUGAUAAAAUAAAUGCUGUUUCAGACAGUGGCUACAAAAGAACAUGGCAGCAAGUGAAAGUCAAACACAAGAACAUCAUCCAAACAGCAAAAAGGAAAAGGGCCGAGGUGCUGAGGACCGAGGGAGGGUCGGGAAGCCCCUCUCUGACCUCAGCAGAGGAGGAUGGGGUACACAGCAGAGAAAACACCAUGAGGGUGGAGGUCCUACCUGGAGGCGCCUGCAUCGGCCCCAUCGGCGGAUCCGACAGCUCCUUUAUGAGUGUGUCAGGCCAUCCGGUCCUCCUCCUGCCCGUCACAAAGACGGAACCAGAGAGCCUGAGCGGCGAUGAGACGGACAUCAGUGAGGCUCAUUUUGACGGGGAUGUGCAGAACAGCAGUUUUCAGGAGGUCGGCAGCCCAGCAGGGACUACAAGCAGGACCAGACGUGCUGAGAAGCAGACCGAUGAACUAAGGACCCUUUACUGCUGUUACCUCAAAAAGGAGAUCGAGAGUCGGGACCAGGAGAUGGCCUACAGAGCACUGAAGAUGAAGAAACUGGAAAAGGAAAUCCUGCUACUGGAUAAACAGCUGAUAUGACUGCGAGAAACAGAACUUUAGCACUAUAAUAGAUUUACUAUGUUAUUACAUUCGGUCUCAUCCAAGUUGAAGCAUGAGCAAUCUUAGCUGCUGAUUUUGGCCAGCAGGUGGCGUCCGAUAUCUCUAGUUCUCAUAGAGAAUGGGGAUCUCAAAAACCUUCACAAUUGUAGUCAAGUUUACAUACAAUAAGCUCAAUUUCACAAUUUUUAUAGUGUUUGAAUUGUGAAUUUAACAGGUAUUAAAAUUAUUUUUAUUUUUUAAUUUUUAUUUUUUUUAUCACUGUACUAUUCAGUCAGAGCAAAACCUUCUCGACUUCACACCACAGUUAACAGUCGAGGUUAAAUGCCAGUGAAGUUUUACUUAUUAGCCAUAUGAUCUUCAGCAUCUUCCUUGAAUCUCAACGAAUUAGAAUCUAAUUGAAAAAAUUUAUUUAGUUCAUUUUCUGGUUUCAAAAAAUGAAACCACAUAUUUUCCAGAUUUGCUAUUAACAGGGGGAAGUAUAUCAAGUAUCAAUUUCUGUUUGUUUUAUUGAUUAUGGUUUACAGCUAAUUUUAAACCAUAAUUCAGUUCUGACUUUUAUCUAAAAAAGAAAAAGAAAAAACAAAAAAAAAGGACGAACUGUUGGGCCACAGUUCAGUCAUUUCUGUCUUUAGCCGACAUAAGACACCUAUGACAUAGCUUCUGGCUCCUUUUUAAAUUUUUAUUUAUUAUUCCUAAGUAAUAUUCUAAUUUAUUCAGGAACUGAAAGUGAGUAUUUCGUUAUCUGUAUGCAGAGAGCAUUAAAAGUAACAGAAACAAACGCUUGAAAUAUAUCACUCUGUUUGAGUUUCACUUUUCAAAUUGAACUCUACGUUACUGAAAUGUACUUGCAGGUAUAAACUUUCUGAACCAUAAUCGAAUCCUAUUGUUCGGAGCCUGCAGUAUCUGUAGAAGUGGGCUGCCAUAUCUGUAGUUAAGUAGACAGGUUUAUAGGAAUAUUGUGCAUUUGGAACCCUGCUUUAGGUUUUACUGUAUUUAUCCUACUGUAGUGUAGCUAAAAUAAAGGGAGUAGUGUCAUUAAUGACACAAUUAGUAGGCUUUUAGAGUCACAGAAGAUGCCACACUCAGACAUAUUUGUUAGUGUUGUCUCAGAGUCCUGGCAAAUUGUUUUAAACAUUUAUAGAAUAUAGUUCUGCUGUAAGUUGGAGAUCCUUUCCGAGUGUUUUUAUAGAGUUGAUCAAACUCCCACCUUCCCAAUGCUGCACUUUUUCAAUGACUUGAUUAACGUUUAUGACAUCUGACUGUUCAGUUGGGUAAUAGGAAACGCUAACGACAGCACAAAAUAUUACGUUGUAAGCAUUAGAAUUUUUCUUACUGUUUUGGAAAUUUAGGAGACAAUAUUAUAGGCCAAAAAUAAGUUAUGUAGUGCAUUUACAUUUACUAUUUGGUUGCAGUUUACAAUGCAUGUUGUCCUCAGAUUACUUGACCUGUUUUAUUUUAAUUUCUUGUGCAGUGUGGACAUGUUGUAGUGACCUCACUAAUAUCUAGAAUUAUGUAAAAAGUGAGACAUUCGAGUUUAUUUUAGUAUUUUUUAAACAUUGUCAUUCUACUGUAUUUGAAUGUUUAAUUCUUUCAUUUUUAUGCAAUCAUAUUCAAUAACACUGGAAUUCUUCAAACAUGCAUUCAGUCAUGUUCCAUUUUUUUUUUAAAUUUGUGUUUCUAAACUGCUGUAAGUACAUUUGUAUUUAUUUCUCCUUUUUUAUUUCAUGAUUUUUGUACGCAGUUACUAAAACACUAGUUUGUCAUAAAAAUCUGUCUCCUGUUGUGAAUAUAUGAAGGGUUCCUAGCCAUCAGGAGAUUAUUCUACAAAAUCAGGUGUGCUUAGGAUUCCCAAAUCCAUCAGUGCGCGGCUUGCGCGUCCGCGGCGCUCUGGGAGGCCUGGCCAUUCUCCAGUGGAUCCACAGCGAGGACCGCUCCGAUUUUAAACACUCAGAGGCAGCAUGAAACCGAGAGUGCGGAGAAAACACAGAGACUGAAGUCAGAACAUCGAAAUCUGUCCAGCCAUUUCGCUUUCGGAGCAUCUCCUAGUAACGUCGCCGCUCUUUCAGGCAGCCGUUGGUUCCACAGACCCACAGGCUGCGCCAUAGACAUAAAUACAUAGACGCCUCGCUGAGCGCUGAGUCCUGCGUUACGUCGCCGCCAUCUUGUAUGUGGCAGCAGAGCGAUCGGAGCUCCAUAAGUCAUGUGCAGUGUGGACUUGUUUCAACCGUUUUACAACACAAACUGGGUUCAUUGGCAUUACCUUUCACAGAGAGCUGAUGAGAAACCGCUGUUAGAGGGGAAGUGCAUUAAAAACCAGGGGCUUUUGUGAGGAAAGGUCAGUCAGGAUCAGAGCUGGAGCUGCUGUUCUUCAGUCUGUUUCACAGCUCAGCUUCACAAUGCCGGUAUUCAGCUAUGCUAUAAAGAUGCUACGAGUCAGAGCCCCAACAUGCUGAAAAUCCUCUGUACCAGGACGUCUCAGAAGUCAUUGGAGUUCUCCCAGUGUGACCAGCAGACUGACGCCCUGCCUGUGUCCAGUGUUCCCAGUAUAAUAAAUAAAUGUGUUUUAUUCUU
Gambusia affinis (western mosquitofish) is the source of this 4456-nucleotide messenger RNA. RefSeq lists its product as uncharacterized. NCBI's taxonomy places the organism in Eukaryota, Metazoa, Chordata, Actinopteri, Cyprinodontiformes, Poeciliidae. Gene Ontology annotation, cellular component: nucleus. The record is from RefSeq and is a predicted model, not a curated record. The coding region runs from base 1100 to 1864 and encodes 254 amino acids. The transcript is spliced from 9 exons.